Cajanus cajan (pigeon pea) is the source of this 1721-nucleotide messenger RNA. Lineage: Eukaryota; Viridiplantae; Streptophyta; Magnoliopsida; Fabales; Fabaceae. The record is from RefSeq and is a predicted model, not a curated record.
CAUAAUCUGCAUCUAGGCAACUUCAUCUAGCUCGAUCCCUCAUUAAUCAUGAGCUCAUUUCACGAUCCUAUCAAAACCAAACCUCUGACGAAAUUCAUUUUACUCUCCUCUUCAUUUUGUGCCAUUUCCCUCUGUGUAUCUGUGUUACUCCUGGCCACACGAAAGAUAGUAGUAGACGUGGCUCCUCCACCACAAUAUGUGUCUAAUCCUACCACUGUUGAUCAUCUUGUGUUUGGAAUCGCUUCAACAGGGACUUCGUGGCUUAAGAGGAAGGUAUACAUCAAUCUUUGGUGGAAUAGGAAACCCAAUAAAACAAUGAGAGGAUGCGUUUUCGUAGAUACUGUCCCACAUGAAGAUAAUGCAAACAAUGAUGGUCCUCUUCCUCCACUUUGUGUCUCUCAAGACACUUCCAAGUUUCUCUACACGUACAAGCCUGGUGGUCUAAGAUCAGCAAUCCGUGUGGCACGUGUGGUGAAAGAGACUGUGGCAUUGAACCAUUCUGGUGUUAGAUGGUAUGUGUUUGGUGAUGAUGACACUGUUUUCUUCCCUCAAAAUCUGGUCAAAUCUCUUUCCAAAUAUGAUCAUAGGCUUUGGUACUAUGUUGGGUCGCACUCAGAGAUUUAUGAGGCUUCACAGGUUUUUGGUUUUGGAAUGGCUUUUGGUGGUGGUGGUUUCGCCAUCAGUUCCUCGCUAGCACAUGUCCUAGCCAAGGUUUUUGACUCAUGCAUACAAAGGUAUCCUCAUGUGUAUGGAAGUGAUGCCAGGGUCUACUCUUGCAUAACAGAACUAGGUGUAGGAUUAACCCAUGAACCAGGUUUUCAUCAGGUUGAUUUGAGGGGAAAUAUCUUUGGCCUAUUGGCUGCACAUCCAUUAACUCCCUUGUUGUCCCUACAUCACCCAGAUCACACUGAUCCUAUCUUUCCUAACAUGACAACUACACAAUCUCUGCAACAUUUAUUUGAAGCGGUUAAUGUUGAUUCUGAGAGGAUCCUACAACAAACAGUUUGUUAUGAAAGGAGGCUUUCAUGGACAAUUUCAGUGUCAUGGGGCUAUGCUGUUCAAGUAUUCCAGCACAACAUGCUUUUGCCAGAUGUUCUGAGAGUGCAAAAAACAUUCAAGCAAUGGUUGAAAGGAAAUGUUUUGAGAGGAAUAUACACUUUCAAUACAAGAGAAUUUCACCCUGAUCCAUGUAAAAGACCCACUAUUUUCUAUCUAGAUGAAGUUUCUUCUGGCAAAGAUGGUAUCAUAAGCAGUUACAAGAAAUAUUUUCAAAAUUGCCAACACAAGGCAUCGAUGAACAAAUUGGAGGUGAUCAAAGUGGUUACAAAAAAGUUAUACCUUAACAAAAAGAUUCCAAGAAGGCACUGUUGUGAUGUGUUGCCCUCUAAUGCUGGUGACUUGAUGGAAAUAGCAAUCAGAGAAUGCAAAUAUGAAGAACUGAUUUACAUGAACUGACAGAAAAAGUAUAUUAAAUCUCUUUCAAUCCUUUAAAAACGUUUCUAGUUUAUAAAGAAGGCAAUAAUCGAUGGUGUAAGGGAAUGUCCAAUCUAGAAUGUGAACUUUCAUGUAUGCUAAUAGAGCAAUUUACUAAAGAUGUAAGAAGAUUAAUGAUUCACUUGAUUAAUUCAAACUUGGAAAAUAAAACGGAACAUAUAGGAUGGGAAAGUGCCUUUGGACGCAAUAACUUUUAUGAUAAGUUCACCCCUAUCUACAGAAUCAAC